Messenger RNA from Drosophila grimshawi, 2199 nucleotides. RefSeq names its product xenotropic and polytropic retrovirus receptor 1 (gene PXo). The record is from RefSeq and is a predicted model, not a curated record. Gene Ontology annotation, biological process: phosphate ion transport; cellular response to phosphate starvation. NCBI's taxonomy places the organism in Eukaryota, Metazoa, Arthropoda, Insecta, Diptera, Drosophilidae. Bases 104 to 2122 code for a protein of 672 amino acids. Gene Ontology annotation, cellular component: Golgi apparatus; cytoplasm; plasma membrane. The transcript has 7 exons. Gene Ontology annotation, molecular function: inositol hexakisphosphate binding.
UGUUGUUUACGUGAAAACGUGCGCGUGGAACGCCAACGUUGUCCGUCUUCUGUUGUGGUCCAAUGCGGAUGCAGUGCAGCUGGAGUGAGCUAAGCGGCUGAACAUGAAGUUUGCCGAGCAUUUGGGGGCGCAUAUAACGCCAGAGUGGCGCAAGCAAUAUAUUAACUAUGAGGAAAUGAAGGCCAUGCUGUAUGCAGCCAUCGAACAGGCGCCAUCCGCUGAGCUGGUGGAUCGCGAGAUGCUCACACGAUAUUUUGCCAAAUUCGACGAGGACUUCUUUCUCUAUUGCGACAAAGAGCUGGCCAAGAUCAAUACCUUCUACUCGGAAAAGAUGGCGGAGGCAACACGCAAAUAUGGCAAUCUGCGCAGCGAAUUGACUGAGGCACUCGAAAUGGGCCAUGUGAAGAAGCAGCCGGCAUGGAAGCGACGCACACCGCUGGGCAAGAAGAAUGUGCCCGCCCGCAAGAUACAGGAUCUCAAGUUGGCAUUUAGCGAGUUCUAUUUGGGACUAAUCCUAUUGCAGAACUAUCAGAAUCUCAAUUUUACUGGCUUUCGCAAGAUUCUCAAGAAGCACGACAAAUUGCUCAGUGUGGAAUAUGGAGCACGUUGGCGCACGGAUCACGUGGAGGCGGCCCAUUUCUACACAAACAAGGAUAUAGACCGACUCAUUCAGGAAACUGAACAGGCGGUCACCCAGGACAUCGAAGGCGGCGAUAGACAGCGUGCCAUGAAGCGACUGAGAGUUCCGCCGCUCGGCGAGCAGCAGAGUCCUUGGACCACCUUCAAGGUUGGCCUAUUUUCGGGCGCAUUUGUGGUGCUCUUCGUCACCGUUAUCAUAUCGGCCAUGUUCUAUGGCUUUGGUGAGAAUUGGCGAGUGGGAUUGCGCAUGUUCCGAGCUCCACUUCUCAUCACCGAGUGCCUCUUCCUUUGGGGCGUGAAUGUUUAUGGCUGGCGCUCGUCUGGGGUCAACCAUGUGCUCAUCUUUGAGCUGGAUCCCCGCAAUCAUCUUUCCGAGCAGAAUAUUAUGGAGAUUGCUUCCGUAUUUGGGGUGAUUUGGGCCUGCUGUGUCCUAUGCUAUAUAUUCUGUGACCCCUUGGGCAUUCCGCAGUAUGCAGCUCCGCUGUUUCUCUACACCUUGAUGGUCGCCUUUCUGCUGAAUCCCACCAGGACAUUUCAUCACGAGGCCCGCUAUUGGGCGCUUCGGGUUCUCGGUCGCGUCAUCAUGGCACCCUUCUGCUUUGUUACCUUUGCGGACUUCUGGCUGGCCGAUCAAUUGAAUAGUAUGGUGCCCGCAUUUCUGGAUAUACCCUUUCUGAUGUGCUUCUUUGGUCGCAAUCCGACUUGGCACAAAGCCGGCCAAGCUGGCAAUCACUGUGUACAGUAUGUAUCCAUACUGCAUCCCAUUGUGGCCAUUCUCCCAGCAUAUUUUCGCUUCGCUCAAUGCAUUCGUCGCUAUCGCGAUACCAAAGAGGCAUUUCCCCAUCUGGUAAAUGCGGCCAAAUACGCAACGUCCUUCUUUGUGGUUAUAUUUGCGCACAAGUUCCACACGACUACGGAUACCUAUUCGUUGUCCAAGGAAAAUCCUUGGUUCUACUGUUGGAUAACAGCAGCACUGUUCUCGUCCUGCUACGCCUACACAUGGGACAUCAAAAUGGACUGGGGCCUCUUCGAUGCGAAGGCGGGCGACAAUCGAUUCCUGCGUGAGGAAAUCGUUUAUUCAUCGACGUGGUUCUAUUACUUUGGCAUAAUUGAGGAUUUAAUAUUGCGUUUCAGUUGGACGCUUUCGAUGAGCCUCAUCCAGGCUGGUUACAUUGAGGGUGAUGUUAUGAUGACCAUACUCAGUCCACUGGAGGUAUUCAGACGCUUUAUCUGGAACUAUUUUCGGCUGGAGAACGAGCAUCUCAACAAUGUGGGCAAGUUUCGAGCAGUGCGUGAUAUAUCAGUGGCGCCCAUGGAUUGCUCAGAUCAGACCACAAUAUUGCGCAUGAUGGAUGACGUGGAUGGCGUGAUAAAUCGUAGGCGUGGCAAGGCCGCUGGCGGCAAAGCUGUCAAUAAGAAGAACAAACACGAACAACAACGCUUACUCCUUCAAGGUGAAUCCGUUGAGGAUCUGUGCGCUUAGUGCGCACUCUUCUCAGUUACUCUUCUCAAUGUGCACAAAUAUUAAGUAUACGUAAAUAAAAAAAUAUCAGAAAAAAA